Messenger RNA from Strigops habroptila (Kakapo), 2743 nucleotides. RefSeq lists its product as uncharacterized. Gene Ontology annotation, cellular component: cytoplasm. NCBI's taxonomy places the organism in Eukaryota, Metazoa, Chordata, Aves, Psittaciformes, Psittacidae. The coding region runs from base 231 to 2477 and encodes 748 amino acids. The transcript has 22 exons. The record is from RefSeq and is a predicted model, not a curated record.
CUUCUGCACACGUUUCAGUGAUUCAAGGAGGACGCUGGUUGAGAGCCAAGUGGUCAAGAGCCUUGCGUGGAGGACGGGUUAGCCAAUGGGCUGGAAGGUGUGCGGAUCGAGAGCGAGGGCAGCCUGUCCACGCUGCCCUUCUUCAACCUCUCAGAGGAGGACUGUGGCAACUACAUGUGUGUUGCCACGAACAAGCUGGGCAACAGCAAUGCCAGUACCAUCCUGUAUGGAUGGCGGAGAAACUCCCCGGAUCCCCCAGGAGGGCCUGGGAGGAGGAGGACGGGGCUCCCCAGAACAGCAGAUCUUCACCGGAGUCCUAUGAGGAACCCCCGGGCCUCCCAUUGAGGGCUGAUGCCACCUGGUUACCCGUUUACAGACUGGAGCAGAACAAUGUGGAGCGCAUUGAGGCCUUUGUCAAAAGCCCAACAAUGGAUGAGUACGAUAAGAUUGGCUUUCUGGAGAGCAUCUGCUGCCUGUUGUGCACCGCCAGGUACUGCGGCUUGCACCAGGGGCUGGAUGUCUUCUGCCACAAUUGCCAUCUGGCAGAGAUGAUCAAGAUGCUGCUCCAACAGGAGCCCAUGGACCAACUGUUCACCAAGGUGCGGCAUCUCGCCAUGGAUGCCAUAGCAGAAUUGAGCUCAGUGGAGACAGGGCUGGCAGGCCAGGAGGAAAGCCUCCUGGAAAUCUGCUGCAGAAGUGUCUUCUUCCUUCCUCCAAAGGAGGAGUUUUCAGACAUACACACAUACUACUAUAUCUACAUGCUGGAAUCCAUGGACAACAUGCUCCGGAGGCUGGUGCUCAACUCUCCUGCCCCCAGGGCCAGCGAGAAGCUGCAGAACAUCCUGCAGGUCCUGCUGAGCUUCACCAGCUCUGAGAGCGCCGUGGUGCGGGAGAGGGCCCUGGGGAGGAUCAGGACCCUGAGCCAGUUGCUGCUUCACCAUCACACACUGAGGGGCUUGCACCCGACUGAAACAGACCUAUGCAGCCCUGUCUCCCAAGAAGAACUCUUAGUCCUGCUCCUGGGACAGCUUCUGGGUCGUCUCAUCCUUUUCCGAUUUGCCAAGGAUGAGGCAAGCUCUCCAGCUUGGAGUGCUCUUUGGUGCCUCUAUAAUUACCUCCAGCAUCAAGAAAGCAGGCCAAAGCCAAAGGGGGAAGGAGAAGAGCUCACAUGGGAAGAAGAAAACAGAGCCCAAGACCUUACCAUGGCGUUUGCAAAUUCCCUUUAUCCACGGGAGAGGACAGACUUUGUCUGCGUGGCCAUCGAGGCGAUGAGAGACUCCAGCAUCUUUGAGAAGUGGGUAGCAGAAGACAUUCUGGAUCUGGUCAUGAGAGACGUUGACUUCUGGCUGGCAGAUGUGCCAAGCAUCGUAAGGAGCAUCCAUGAAAGCCUGCAGCAGAGCAGCAGAGAUUCAGCGUGGUGCAAGCUGGGCGCCCUCCUUAUCCUGCUGGUCCUGAAGCACCCGAGGGCAUUGACCAUCAGCAUGGUGCUCAACAUUCCCUUAAGUGACAGCGCUGGCAUGGACAUGUGGGAGCUGAUCCUCACCAUGCCCAAGACUUCGGAGGCCUUACAGGAGCUGCUCGGGAUACCGCAGGACACACGAGACACCUCCAUCCCUGCCUUGGUUGCCAUGGCCUCCAGUGAGGAUGCUGGUGAGGAGUCCCAUGUCGAGAGCUCUCAGGACCACCCAAGCCUGCGGACAGUGUCCCUGUUGCUUGAGAACCUCAUUGUGCUGUCGGAGAGACCUGACUUGGCAAGGAAACUGCAGAUCCUCCUGCCACACAUGAUGGGCAGGCUCCAGAAUGCCAAGGAAGAGAUCAAGAUAAAGGCCCUGGUGAUCAUAAGGAACGCGAUGGGCCACCUACAGAAGAAGGAAGCCAGCCCCAUUGCUGUGCAGCUGGUUGGGGACCUCCUGCCCCUCUUUGAUGGAGAGUCCAGCCAGCUGCGAGAGCUCUCCAUCCGCCUCUUCAGAGUCCUGCUGGACUCGGUGGUGAGGGGCGACAAGAGGAGGAUGAGGAGCAGCGCACAGGGUUUUCUGGUCCCGCUCUUCCUCCACAUGAGCGACCAGAGUGACAGCGUGGCCGAGGCCUCCAGGGAAACCCUCCUUGCUGCAGCAACGCUCCUCGGGUGGCGAGAGCUCCAAUGCCCAUUGAAGACAAGGCAGACAUGGAGGAUUGCAGAGUGCUUGCUGGAGCGGAGCAGGAAAAGGGCUGAGGAAUACCUGGACCAGAGCGUGCCGUACCUGGAGGAUGCUCAGGCCCCCUUGCGAGAGGCAGCCAUCAGGUUCAUCGGACUGGCCGCGCGGCCCCUAAGGGGCAGGAACCAGGUGAAGCUGGAGCAGAUCUGCCAAGCCCUUGAGACGCUGCUGGAGGAACGCGAUCCCGUCAUCUGUUCCCUGGCAAUUCAGACCGUGCUCAUCCUGAGAAGGCCACCGGUGCGGCGCACGUUGGGAUGGCGCCUGCGAGCGCUCUGCUGCUGAUGCUGGACAGCUGGGAGCGGCAGCCCUUUCCUUAGGGAAAGGGGUGUCAUCCUUAAACCUGGACUAAAGAGCUUCAGAAACAAAAGAGCUAAAAGAGCGGCUCCUGAGCUGCCGCGUUCCCAGCGCUCCAUCUUCUGGAGACAGCAGGGGCAGAGGGACCCUUGCUCUGAAUAGCACCAGGCAGCAGAGAGGCAUCCAGCCAGCACAGACUCCAAACCUGACACCAUGUCAUCCAGCAAUAAAGAAGUGGAGGUUUUGUAAAGGGC